Molecule: messenger RNA, 2118 nt
Organism: Symbiodinium necroappetens
Lineage: Eukaryota; Dinophyceae; Suessiales; Symbiodiniaceae
Source: the annotation of a GenBank genome assembly
AUGGCCUACUGCACUGUUCCGCCCACCAUGCAAUACUCGGUCAACGUCGAUCCGUCCCAGAUGAUGCAUCAGCAGACGCAGCUGUCGUCUCCACUCUGGGCAACGUCUCCCAAUGAUGUGCCACCGCCUGCCCAGUCUCCUGGCGGUCCAAUGCUGCUGCUGAUGCCACCACUCCCAGUGCAACAGAUGGGCCAGGCCAUGUCGCCGAUGUCGCCAAUUUCACCCUCCGCGAUGUCGGCGAUGUCGCCUAUGUCGCCGAACCCAUUGUCCCCAACCGCACUCUCCCCCAUGUCUCCGGUGGAGUUCUACCCCGGCAGUCCUUCUGCGAUGCGCAACUACCACAGGAGCAACAGCGGAGCCAGUGCUUCGGACGCACCAACCAGCCCGCUCAACACCAGCAACCGCAGCUCCAAGGGCCCGAUCUCCAAGCUGCAAGAGUUUGUGCAGAGCAGCAAGGUACACCCGCUUCCGAGCAGCUGCGCGGUGCUGCAAUGGAGCCACGAGAAUCGCAUGGCCGGAUCCAGCCUGCAGUUCCGUGCGACGACCUCCUUCUUGCUUGAUGGCGUGCUUGGACUGCGCAGCGGGGAGUCUCUGAUUGUCCGUGAGGUAGAGCCCGAGGGUGCCAGAGGCAUCGUUGUUCGGCGGGUCAUAGAGGCUGACAAUAGUUGCCUCUUCAAUGCUGUUGGGUAUGUCCGGGAAAAGUUGCGCGGUGAAGCACCAGCGCUGCGUAAGAUUGUGGCCGAGCGAAUCGCCGCAGAUCCGGAACGCUACUGCGAGGCUUUCCUGGCGAAGCCGAACGCAGAUUACUGCGAUUGGAUCCUGCAGGCGAACAACUGGGGAGGUGCUAUCGAGCUCAGCGUUCUAGCAGAGCACUUCCAGUGUGAAAUUGCUGCCUAUGACAUUUGCUCCAUGCGACGCGAUCUCCACGGCGAGGGGCAAGGCUACAAGAGCCGAUAUAUGCUAAUUUACGAUGGCAUUCACUACGAUGCUUUGGCGCUCGCCGCGGACAAGGGCGCACCUGAAGCCGCAGACUUCACAGUCUUUGAAGUCGGUCCAGAAGCCGAUCUGGCCGACAUCAAGGCUCGAACAUUUGUUGCGGAGCAGAACAAGCAGCGGCAGUUCACGGACACUGGCAACUUCACAUUGCGUUGUUGCAUCUGCCAGGCCGGCCUAAAGGGCGAGGCAGAUGCUCGUGCGCAUGCGAGCUCGACAGGGCAUCAGAACUUCGCGGAGCCACACCAUGUGCUGGGAGGAUGGUGGCCCUCGAAGAAGCAGUCGCAGCGUGAUGCAGCCGAGAGGGCGCUGGCAUUCUUCAUCGGUGUGUGUGGAAAUGAGCUUACGAGGGGGCACGAAGGACACGCGGCUGGCCGCAAGUCUCAACUUGCCGAAGGCCACAGAGAGGAAGAGCCAGAGGAGGUCUACGAGUUGGAAGACUUUGUGGGAGAACAACUGAGGUGGAGUUGCCGCUGGGAGGCACAAGACACGCAGGAUCCUAUCCUUGAGGCUCUGUGCAAAGCCACUGUCGAGUUCCAGUACCUGGGUGUGUCGCAUGUCUUUGCUGGCAAAGCUUGCAGCAGCAAGGUGGCUGCGAAGACAGACACUGCCCGACGUGUCCUCUGGUACUUGCACUGCCCUGGCUACGAGAACGCCUUCGAAGUUGAGCAAGACCAAGUGAAGACGCUGGCGCAGGCCAUUCCCGAGCCAGUGCCGGGCACGUGGCCACCUACCCAGGAGGCUUUGAACGCUGCUGCCUGCAGCCCGAGCACGGUGGCAUCGACGUGCGAGCAGGAGAUGGAUCUCAGCCCUUGCAGCCCUUCGCCGUUGAGCCCGGGGCAACGAUCUCAAGCAGAGCAAGCUGAGUUGCUGGAGCGAAAGACCACCGUGAUGCGCUUGCAGAAUCGCCUCCAGAAGAUCUUUGCAAAGCAGCUGACACCUGGUAAAAGCGUCUGGUGCUGGAGGUACGAGAAGAACGAAGUGGAUCACACGUUCCAAGCUUCAGUGCACAUCUCACUCCUCGACCGUACCUUCACCGGUGGCUGGGCGUGCACUCACCAAGCAGCUCAAAUGGAGGCAUGCAAUCGCCUCACAUCCUUCUUGGACAAGGACUUCAAGAUGUGA